AGCGUUGUAGCCUAUGAGCAACCAGGAGGACACACACUUGGACGACUGGAUCUUGCAAUCAGCUAGACGCCCGAUAGCCCACGUGUCCCUAGGACCGGAGGGUGAUAGGAUUCUGUUCCGCCAGCUCAGCAGCAGAGGAGAGAUAGAGCAGCCGAGGCCAGCAGGGCUUUAGUUAGCGAGGCCGGUGCUACAGCAGCCAUGGCUACUUCCGCCAUGGUCACUUCUGCGCAGCAGACUUCCCAAGCCAGCAGUUCAGGUGCCGUCGGGUCAACCGUCGCGCAGACCGUGAGUCAGUCCACUGACGUUAUGGCAAGCCAGGCAGCAGUGUUGACUCCAGAGGAUGUCGCCAUCCAGCAGGCAGUCCUGCAGGAGGCACAACUACAACGGGCAUUAGGAGAGAUAAAAGCGGAGAAGGCGAAGAUGAUCAGAAGAAGAGCUAGGAUGCAACGGAGGGGGGCAGACAUAGAGGAGUUAGAGACGAUGGACCUGACAAACAUGGAUGAUGAUGUGAGGGUAGUUAGGAGAGCCCUGCUAGGCGUAAUAGAGAUGCAGGAGCAUCAAACUACCAUCCUUCAGGAUAUCCAACAGAGCCUAGCCGUUUUGGCAGGCUGUGCUCAGGCAGCACCAUCACCAGUCGGGCCUGGUGCCUGGCCCGUGCCAUAUCCUCCUUUUUCUGUCCUACCGGUGACAGGGGUAUCCCCAUACGUAACCCCGUCAUCGGUUGCUAUCGUUUCCCUGGGCAUGCCGUUGUCAGGAGGGGUAACAACAGGGAGUAGUUUGCAGAUUCCUGUACAGACAGUGUACACCCAAACUCCGUCGCAGGUUGCAGUCACCACGCAGCCUGCUGUCUCGCAGCCUGUGCAGCCUCAGGGCACGCAGCCCCAGCAGCUAGCACAACAACCUGUGUCACCGGGUCCACAGCCCGGAGUGGUGCAGGAAUCGGGACAAACUCAGUGGGUUCCAAAGACGGCAAUCACCGCUCCCAAACCUUUUACAGGGGAUAAGAGGGGCGAGGACCUCGACACGUGGUUGAGGGCAGUGCCGGUCUACGUCAGGUGUAAACUCACCUUGCUGCACGAAGAAGUGCUUGUGGUUGCUUCCUAUCUAGAGGGUAGUGCAGCAAGAUGGUUGAGUGGUUUAGUACAACUCCAGGGAUAUGGUCAUGACUUCCGCGCUUGGGCGGCCUCCCAGAAAUUGGAGGACUUCCUGAAGAUGGUGGAAGAAAGGUGGCAUGAUACUCAGGAGGCCCAAAGGGCCACUGAUGCGAUCCUGACACUGCACACAAGGCAGUUUAAGUCAGUAAGGGAAGCCACCGACGCUGUUGAGCGUCUGAUCUGUGUCCCAGGGGUGCGCUAUGACCCCCGGGUCCUGUUGACUUCGUACUUGAGAUGUUUUUCUCAGCCUCUCAGGAACCAGUUGGCAAAAAAGGCCAAUAUCAAUAUGCACAACUUCCCUUCGUUCAGCAAGGUGGCCCUAGACCUUGAAGCUAAGAUAGGGCAUGGACAUGCACCCACUACGGAUGGGAGGAAGAAGACACUGCCUCCUAACUGGAAGGCGAAAGGUCGCUUGAUGUUUGUCGACAACAAUGGUUCAACCAUCGAGGUGGAUGGCAACUUCCAGGAGGGAGUAGGUUCAGAGGCAGGCAGCAUAGAUGCUUUAGAGGGUGUGGUCGCUGCCGUAUCCCAAAAAGGGUUGAAGCCCGAUGACGCGAAGGUGGCCAGCAUUCGUGAUUGGCCACGUCCUCAGUCUGUGACUGAGAUGAGAUCUUUCUUGGGAAUGACAUGCUACUAUAGGACUUUCGUUAAGAACUAUAGCAUAGUGGCUGCUCCUUUGACUGAUCUGACCCGCCUUGACACCCCAUGGGAGUGGACAGAUGAGUGCGAGGCUGCUUUCAGACAUCUGAAGCAUGUGUUGACGCACUACGAGGUCUUGAAACUUCCUGAUCCUGACAAACCGUUCAUAGUCACCACGGACGCCAGCCAAUACGGCAUUGGCGCCGUGCUCGCACAGCAGGAGGGGCCAAAGUUGAGCCCAGUCGAGUACAUGUCGAAAAAGAUGCCGUCUCAGAAGUUAGCAAAAUCCACGUAUGAGAAGGAACUCUACGCCGUGUACAAGGCUCUGACCCAUUGGAGACAUUAUCUCCUUGGGAGAUUUUUCAUCCUCAGGACUGGUCAUCAGACCCUGAGAUGGAUGAGAACUCAGCCCGUACUUUUUGACGCUUUGAAGCGUUGGAUUGAAGUCAUUGAGCAGGAUGACUUCGACCCCCAGUAUCUUAAAGGGGAGUACAACAAGGUGGCUGAUGCCUUGUCGCGUAGACCUGACUUUUCAGGUACGCUGAUUAUUGAGUUUGAUCUCACGAACGAUGUUACUCGCUCUUUGGUGGAUGCCUAUCGCGAGGAUCAGUUCAUGUUUGAGAUCAUACGCAGACUCGAGGCGAAGGACAACAAGACUUCAGCCGAGUUUGAGUUGGUCAACGACUUGCUGUUUCUUGAGAAGGCCGGUAAUAAACGCUUGUGCGUCCCAAGUAGAGAGUCUUUGCGUAGUUUGUUUUUAGGAGAGUGUCAUGAUGCCACCGACCAUUUUGGGUACAAGAAGACCGCAGCCAAACUGCUGCAGCGGUUCUGGUGGCCCACGAUGAUGCGAGACGCCUAGCUGUACGUGGAGACUUGUCAGGUGGCGGAGGACCAAACAAUCAUGGACAGAGGAUGUCGACCAACAAAGGAAGGCGAGACUA
Molecule: messenger RNA, 2734 nt
Organism: Chara braunii
Lineage: Eukaryota; Viridiplantae; Streptophyta; Charophyceae; Charales; Characeae
Source: the annotation of a GenBank genome assembly